Molecule: messenger RNA, 5933 nt
Organism: Dermatophagoides pteronyssinus (European house dust mite)
Lineage: Eukaryota; Metazoa; Arthropoda; Arachnida; Sarcoptiformes; Pyroglyphidae
Gene: pyd
Product: zonula occludens-like protein polychaetoid
Biological process (GO): cell-cell adhesion; cell-cell junction organization; protein localization to cell-cell junction
Cellular component (GO): bicellular tight junction; plasma membrane
Molecular function (GO): cell adhesion molecule binding
Source: RefSeq, a predicted model, not a curated record
AUUAACGCCCAAUUCAUGGCAAAAACCGAUGAUUCGGUUGAUCGCAAUUCAUUUGAUUCUUUCAUUUCGAUGAUCAUGUUUGGACAAAUUUAUCGGAAAAUUUUCUCUUCAAAAAAACAAUCGCGAACAUCUUCGACAAAGAAAAAGAAACGAAAAACAAAAUCAUCAAGGAAAUCCAGUUCAUCAUUGAUGAAAGAAUCUGGUCAUAGACCAUCAAAUCAUCAUAAUGAUGAUUCGAUGAAAUCCGUCAACAUUACCAAAAUGAAACGAUCAUCAUCAUCAUCCAUACCAUCGGCAAAUAAAAGUCGCCAUCAUUCAAAUGAUAAUGAUCAUUCAAAAAAACAUUCGCGACGAACAAAUUCAUUAUCCAAAAAUGAUGAUAAAUCUAAAAAUGGAACAUCAAAAAUCUAUGAUGACAAUAAUAGUCGAAUGGUUAAACAUAAUAUGUCCAAUUGGUUGGUAAAUGUUAGUCAUUCACAUCAUCAUAAUAAUGACUUGAUAGCCAAACAAAACAACAACAAUAAUAAUCAAGCAAUUGCUUCAUUGAAAAAUGAAAAUCAUCAAGAUAAUAGUGGUCGUAGUGGUCACAUUCCAACCAAAUUACCAUUUCGAAUAAUGUCGAAUAAUUCUGGUCCUCAAUAUCAACAAUUUGUUCGACCAUUCGGCCAUGUCAAUACAAAGCCAUUGAUUCAAUCUAGCCGCCCUUAUAUACCAUCAUUAUUACAAUGGCCUAGUAGUACUAAUAGAUCCGGUCUGAUGAUGAUGGAAAAAUCACAUCAUUUUCAAACAUCAAACAUUCCAUAUCGAUCAUUGGGUGGUGAACGUGUUGGUUGGGAAUAUCAUGAUAUAACAUUAUCUCGUGUACCUGUUUAUGGUUUUGGUAUUGCUGUUAGUGGUGGUCGUGAUAAUCCACAUUUUAUGAAUGGUGAUCCAUCAAUUGCUAUUUCGGAUGUAUUGAAAGCUGGUCCAGCCGAAGGAAAAUUAUUGGUCAAUGAUAGAGUGAUCAGUGCAAAUGGAAUAUCAUUGGAAAAUGUUGAUUAUAGCCAAGCAAUUCAUGUAUUACGUGAAUGUGGUAAUACUGUCAAUUUAUUAAUCAAACGACGAGCAUUAAUUUCAACAACAGGAAAUUCUAAUAAUUUUACACAACAACAACAACAUCAAACACUUUCCAUUAAUGAUGGUAAUAAUAAUAAUCUGAUUAAAAUUACAUUAAGUAAAAAUAGUAAAAAAGAAGAUUUGGGUAUUGUGCUUGGUUGUAAAAUUUUUGUCAAAGAAAUUGUUAAUCGAAAUUUAAUCGUCAAUAAUAGCGAUACUAAAGAAAAUCAUUUACAAGAAGGAGAUAUUAUUCAAAAGAUUAACAAUACGAAUGUUGAAAAUUUAUCAUUGAAAGAAGCAAAAAAAUUACUUGAUAAUUGUAAAGAUAAAUUAACAUUGAUUGUUUGCCGUGAUUUAUUGAAUCAGAAUUUUUCAAAUGAAAAUGGUAACUAUAUCAAUGGUCAUAGUCGAAGUAAUAGUGCCAUUUCAAAUCAACUUUUUCGUCAACAACAACAACAUCAACAUCAACAGCCAUCAUUAAAAUGGCCAUCAUCAAAUGGAUAUGAAUCAUCGAUACAAUCACCGUUACCCAAUACAUCAACAAAUAUCAAUGAUUCGAUGACAGCCAUUAAUGAUAAUGUUAAUCAUGGACCACCUUCAUUCACAUCAUCCAGUAUAGCCACAAUGGCUAAUAGUCGUGCCACUAAUGGUUGGAGUAAUCAAAAUCUUUAUGUUCAACCACCAACCCGUAUGAAUGAUUCAUCAUUGAUGAAUGGUAAUGAUCAAACAACUAGACUAAAUGGUCAUUGUGAGCAAUUAGCAUCAACAAGCCAUAAUGGAAAUACAUCGGAAACAACCGUAUCACCAUCAGCCAAAUUAUCUCAUCGUCCUCUUCCACAGAAACCAAGUACUUCUUCUGUUUCGGCUGUAUGUUCAUCAUCAUCAUCAAUACAAUUAGGUGAAUCUACUACAAUUGAAUCAACAAAUGGAAAUAUGAUGGUAAAAACUAAUGAAAGUUCAAAUCCCGAAACGAUUGUCGAUCAGGAAAUGAAUUUGUCACCGAAAACAACAAACGAUGAAAUUCGAUAUAUUGCCUUUCAAAAAGAAGGUAGUGUUGGUAUACGAUUGACCGGAGGUAAUGAAGUUGGAAUUUUUGUUACUGCAGUUCAACCUGGUAGUCCGGCAUAUCAACAAGGAUUACAGGUUGCGGAUAAAAUUCUAAAAGCCAAUAAUGUUGAUAUGAAAGAUUUUACACGCGAAGAAGCUGUAUUGUAUUUGUUACGAAUCAAAGAUCGAAUCGAACUUUAUGUUCAAAACUGUAAAGAAGAAUAUGAAAAUAUUGUGGCCAAACAACAAGGUGAUUCAUUCCAUAUUCGUGUUCAUUUCAAUUAUGAUAGUGAAGGUAAAGGUGAACUUAGUUUUCAUGAUGGUGAUGUUUUUCAUGUUGUUGAUACAUUAUUCAAUGGUGUGGUUGGUUCAUGGUUUGUUUAUCGACUUGGUCGUAAUAAUCAGGAAAUUCAAAAAGGUUCGAUACCGAAUAAAAGUCGUGCCGAUGAAUUGGCCACCGAACAACGAUUGGAAAAUCGUUCGAAAAAAUCUAAUUCAGGUGCGGAUGAUUUAGGCCUCACUGAAACUGUCAGUAGUCGAAGAAGUAAUUUUUUUAAACGUCGUCGUAGUGCACGAAGAUCGAAAUCACUUUGUCGCGAUAAUUGGGAAGAUAUUCUGUUUGGUGAUGGUAAUUCGAAAUUUGAAGCAUAUGAACGUGUUACACUUAGACAUCCUGGAUUUGUACGACCGGUAAUAUUUUUUGGUCCAUUAGCCGAUAUUGCUCGUGAAAAACUUCUACGAGAUUAUCCGGAUAAAUUUGAAUGUCCACAAUCAAUGAUGAAUGGUUCGAAAUCAGAACAAGUGGUGAAAAAUUCAAAAUUGUCAAACAAUUCGGGAAUCUUUCGAUUAUCGGCAAUCAAAGAGAUUAUUGAACGUGGAAAACAUGCACUGUUGGAUAUAACUCCAUCCGCUGUUGAUCGAUUGAAUUAUGCACAAUUCUAUCCAAUAGUUAUAUUUAUGCGUGUCGAAAAUAAAUCAAUUGUCAAAGAAUUACGAAAUCGUUCGUCGACCAAAAAUACUGUACAUCGAAGUUCAAGAAAAUUAUUUGAACAAUCAAUUAAAUUGGAAAAACUAUGGCAUCAUGUUUUUACCACUUCAAUUACAUUGACAAGUGGUGGUGGUGAUUUAUGGUAUAAAAAACUUCGUGAAAUCAUUGACAAACAACAAACACAAACUGUAUGGAUGUCAGCAUUCAAACCUGAUGAAUCAAUAUCGGAUGAUUUUCUAUUUCCAAUGAAUUCAAUUUCUCGUCUAAGUUAUGCAUCAUCACCGGAAAGUGAUCUGGAUAUCUCAAUCAAUGAUGGCAAAACAGAUGAUGAUGAUGAUGAAGAUGGCAAUAAAAAAGAUGAAGAUGAUGGUUUCUCGACUUCGAUUACUGGAAAUCGAUUAGCAAAAGCUUCGAGUGAUCCAAGUUUAGCCAAAAUAGACACAACAGAAACAUUGGUUUCUCGAACAAACGUUGACGAGCCAAAAUCAUCAACAGUAAAUCAAUCAACAAUGGACAAUCAUAAUGAUCAACAAUCCUCAUCACCAAGCAACAACAAACAGAUUCCUUUACAUUUAUUGCUUAAAAAAGAAUUGACCAAAAAUAAUUCAUUUCAAAAACGUAUGGAACAACAACAAACCGAUAAUAUUCCUAUUACAGAAUAUCCAACAUUGAAACUUGGUGAUACUCCAUCAUCAUCAUCAAUGAAUCGAGCUACAGUUGAUGAAUCUCCUUUACCGCCUCCGCCACUUCCACCUCCUUUGUCACAACCGGCUAAUUCUGUAAAACUUGCAGCUGUCGAAAUUCCUCCACGAAUUGAUCGAAAUUCUAAACCAUCACGAUUUCGAUCAGCCCAUGAACGAUUAUUUGGCUCGUCCAAUGGUUCGAAAUUUCCUACAAUCACUUCUACAACGCAAGUUGCUGCACCACCACCACCACGACCAAUAACAUCGAUUCAUAGCCAUAGUAACAGCGUACAUCAAUAUCAAACUGAUGAUUCGGAUUACAUCAACACUACCGUUUUUGAAUAUGCUACGGAAAAACAAUCAGUCGAUCAACAUGUAAUAGUACCUCGUACAACCAAUGGAUCAAUUACAAAUGAUUCACACAAAUUCAAUCGUAGUAUGCCGGUACCACCAAAACCAGAUAGUCUGGAACGAACGAAAAAAGUGCCACCACUACCUAUUCAAAACGGUAAAACUGAAUAUCUUCAAAGUGCUGCUACAAAAACACCACCUUCACCGCCGCCAAAACCAAAACUAAACAAUCAUUCAUUGUCAUAUCAAAUGAAUGCAAUGACUUUGAAUGACAACAAUCGACAGCAAUCAUAUGUAAUGUAUGAUAGAAAUCAUCCACAAGGAUAUGGUGAUUAUGACAAUAUGCCAUCACUUUAUCCACCAUUAAAAGUGCCACCAAAAAGAGUUAUGAAUACGAUGACGGCAAAUCCGAUGGAAAUAUCAAAUGGACCUCCCGGAUAUUAUCAAUCAUUACCGCAAUCGUCUUAUCAUCAUCAUCAUGGCUAUCAAACAUCGAAAGAUCAUGCCAUUCAUCAACGAUAUUCAUCGCAUGCUGAAACAAUAUCGAAUUUUAUUAAUGGUACGACCACCUAUCAUAAUAACAAUAACAACAAUGAUUUUACUAUCAAAGAUCGAAACGCUUAUAUUGAUUCGAUGCAAGGAGUUAAAGCAACCAAAGUGCCUGUUCAUAUGGAUCCCAGUGCCAAUCACUAUAACCAUUCUCAACCAAAUUAUGAUAAUCUUUGUUAUCCUUCCUCGUCUGGUCUGUAUAUGAAUUCAGGGGCAAAUUAUAUGCCACCACCACCACCUCCGCCGCCGCUACCACAGCAAUCGAAUGAUAAUACAUAUCUGAAUUUUCCAUUCAAUGUUUCUCGGUCAACAUUGGAUGGUAAUGCAGUUGGCGGCUAUGAUUUGCAUCAUCAUGGAUUGAUGAAUGAUAUGAAUGGUCAAAAUGGAUCACCGUUACCACCACCACCACCAUUACCAACAUAUUCUCGUAGCAAUAAUCCGACACCAAAUAUUGUACAGCCAAUUGCACAACAAGCCAGACAAUCUGGUAUUUAUUUGGAUCUAUCAUCGAAUCGUGAAAAUCGUGGCAGUGCAUUCGAACUAUAUCAACGAAAACCAUUGGAAACAUCUUCGGCACGAAUAUCUACUACACCCGGCUCGCCAAUGUUUCAUGGUCUACCUCCACCUCCACCAUUAUUGCCAGUGAAUGACUUCAAUCAAACAAACAUGUAUACGAACAUUGAUGAAAUUCAAUCAUCACAAAUAUCGAUUAAUAAAAAUGGUAAAUCAAUUGGUCAAUCAUCAUCGAAUGUUAUUGCAACAGCACGUGGUAUAUUUGGAUGUGAAGGUGGUUCAUUAGUGUCCGCUGAAACAGGUGUUAGUAUAAUAAUACCACCAUAUGCUAUACCGGAAGGUAUUACACAGGAAAUUUAUUUUAAAGUUUGUGAAGAUAAUAAAUUGGCACCACCACUUGAUCGUAAUUUGGGUGAAACUUUACUCAGUCCAACUGUGAUGUGUGGUCCACAUGGAUUACGUUUUAACAUUCCAAUCGAACUUCGUCUACCACAUUGUGCUAUUGUUAAUCCAGAAAGUUGGUCAUUUGCGCUUAAAUCCAGUGAUAUCAAUAACGGCGAACCAACUGGCUGGCGAAAUAUUUCGUUGAACAACGAUGAAGGCGAUCGAAUUAAUGGUAACAAUUUCAAUGAACAAUUUGUCUCUGUUUUGGUUGAUCAUUUUUAAUCAAUUUGAAAUGGCAUUAUUAUUAUCAUAUAUAUGAAUAC